GUCACGUGCACGUGCAGUCUGCUGUUUUGUGGCGAUUUCAUGAUGAUUUGACGGUACUCGUUUUUUUUAAUGUGGAAAUAAGUCAUAAUGGAAUAACUGUCUUAAAAGGUCAUCAUGUCAACUAGGCGUAUUAUAAGUCCCGGUUCAACGGUUGGUCGGCUCUUUAGAGAGUCAUUCACAUUUGGACAUAAAGAAACAACAUAUUGGUUUCCUUCACAUAUGGCUAGAGGCAUGAAGAAGAUGCAGGCUAUGCUCAGAAAAAUGGACUGUGUUUUAGAAGUACACGAUGCAAGAAUUCCUUUGACGGGUCGUAAUCCAAUGUUUAAAAAGUUACUUGGUGUUAAGCCACAUCUACUGGUUCUCAAUAAAAUGGAUUUGAUAGAUUUGUCUAAAAGAAACGAAAUAAAAAGCAAACUUGCGGAGCAAGGAGUUGACAAUGUUUUAUUUACAAAUUGCAAUAAACAAGAAAGUAGAACAAUUAAACAUGUUGUAAAACAUGUUACUGAGAUGAUUGAAGAAAGUGAACGAUAUCAGCGAAGUGAGGAAGAAAAUUACAACCUGAUGGUCGUUGGUAUUCCCAACGUUGGUAAGUCAUCGGUUAUUAACGCAAUGAGAAGAAUGCAUCUCAAAAAAGGAAAAGCUACUAGAGUUGGAGCAAUUCCAGGCAUUACAAGGGGUGUACUCAAAGAUAUACAAGUUAGCAAUAGACCACCAAUAUAUUUAGUGGAUACACCAGGUAUUAUGGACCCACAUAUUCCAGGAAUAGAAGCUGGAAUGAAACUGGCACUAUGUGCCACUCUUCAUGACCACCAUAUUGGUUGUGAUGUUGUCGCCGAUUAUCUUCUGUUUUGGUUAAAUAAACACUCAAAGUUUGAGUAUGUAGAGGAGUUUGAAUUGGAAGAACCAACAGAUGAUAUCAUAUUUUUAAUGACACACUUGGCCAAAAAGGCAGGAAAGAUGCAGUACUUUAAGACUUUAGAUGGUUCCCGAGAAUUAAGACCUAAUUUAGAUGCGUCUGCAAACUACAUUCUAAGACUAUUCCGACAAGGACGUCUUGGUAAACACAUCAUAGACUUGGACUGAUGCUUCAUUUCCAGCAGUUGUACUGUAUAAAACAUUCUCUUGAAUAUUUUGAUGAGAAUUAACAAAGUUGUUAUAGACUGAUUACAAGUACAGCAGGUUUGACAAGAAGUUCCGGGAAUGAUGAUAUGGAACUGGUUUCAUUUGUGGUGCAUCUACUGGUUAUUAAAUAAACUCUGCUUGUACGUGUGUUGAAUAGUGUAGAGAACAAUUUAAGAAAUGCAAAACAAAUGUACACCAGGAAAUGGUUCACCAGCAGUAAAUCAUAUCACCAUGAAGAAAUAACUAUCACGGUUUUCCACAAAUAAA
Molecule: messenger RNA, 1389 nt
Organism: Saccoglossus kowalevskii
Lineage: Eukaryota; Metazoa; Hemichordata; Enteropneusta; Harrimaniidae
Product: mitochondrial ribosome-associated GTPase 1-like
Biological process (GO): mitochondrial translation
Cellular component (GO): mitochondrion
Molecular function (GO): GTPase activity; GTP binding
Source: RefSeq, a predicted model, not a curated record